Racocetra persica is the source of this 248-nucleotide messenger RNA. The record is from the annotation of a GenBank genome assembly. Lineage: Eukaryota; Fungi; Glomeromycota; Glomeromycetes; Diversisporales; Gigasporaceae.
AUGUAAAAAUAAAUUCUUCAUCAAACAUAUCUCCUUCACCUGAUAUUGUCCUUGAGCCUGACAAUAUUGAAGAAGAAGGAACUUUAUUAUAUUGCCGUUCGAAAUUAAUAGAACCGAUCGAAUCAAAUCGAUUUUACAUAUAUGAUGCUAUUGAUUCUACAUCCCACCCCGAUAAAAAAUAUAUGUUAUCUUUGUUGACUAUUCGAGAGGAUGGAACAAAAUUCACAAUAAAUAUUUCUGUCGAUUCU